Molecule: messenger RNA, 807 nt
Organism: Artibeus jamaicensis (Jamaican fruit-eating bat)
Lineage: Eukaryota; Metazoa; Chordata; Mammalia; Chiroptera; Phyllostomidae
Gene: TMEM141
Product: transmembrane protein 141
Exons: 5
Coding region: 86-451 (121 amino acids)
Source: RefSeq, a predicted model, not a curated record
CCUUCAGGCCCCGCCCAUCCCCCCUGUCCCGGCAAGCCCCCUCCACCCGCGCCUGCGUGGACCGCACUGCCAGGCUCUGUCAACCAUGGUGAACCUGGGCCUGUCCCGGGUGGACGACGCCGUAGCCGCCAAGCACCCGGGAUUGGGAGAGUAUGCCGCCUGCCAGUCGAAAGCCUUUAUGAAAGGCAUUUUCACCUUUGUCACAGGCACCGGUGCGACCUUGGGCCUGCAGAUGUUCCUUCAGAGGAAGUUUAAAUACCCCUUUCAGUGGAACGUUCUAGGGGCCGUGGUCAUAGGCUCCGUGGCCAGCUACUGGGUGACCCGAGUGGAGACACAGAAAUGCAGCGACCUCUGGCUCUUCCUGGAGACUGGGAAGCUGCCCACAGACACGGGCCCAGAUCAGCGCUCCCGGAAGAGCUCCAGUCACAGUGCACAAGACCUGGGCCAGUAGAGUUCCAGAACACAGCCCUGAGUGCCUCCACACCCCGGGCCGGCCCUCCCCGCUCCAUAGUUCCUCGCCACACCCGAAGGUGCCCCAGCUGUGCCCCUGCACAGACACAUGGCCAGGUCUGCCCAGGAGGUCACACCAGAAAGGGCUGUUUUUGGACUGGCCUCCUGUAGGGCAGCGAGAAGCAUGGUGGACACGAAGCCAGACAGCAUCCUGGCUGGCACCACGCACAGCUCUGGGUGCUGCCCUCCCUGGUGCAUGGACAUUCCCUUUCCAGUCCUGCAUCCCCCACGGUUGGCGGUGACAGAUGCUGCUGGGCUUGUGGAACUAAUAAACGCCUUGCUCUUUUUGCCACCUAA